UUUUGACGUUUAUUAUUACCGUGCUACCUAUUGUUAUUGUUUCCAGAAGUUGAUUUUACGACAAAAUAUUGCUGAAAAUCUAUUUCUGUAAACAUAUUUCUUCUAAACUAACAUGGGGGUAGAUGUAGAAACCAUUACAGCUGGAGAUGGGGUUACUUUUCCUAAGCCUGGUCAAACUGUGGUGGUGCACUACACUGGAACACUAGAAAAUGGUACAAAGUUUGAUUCGUCGAGAGAUAGAGGACAGCCAUUCAAGUUUACGUUAGGAAGGGGCGAUGUUAUUCUAGGAUGGGACCAAGGAAUCUGCAGGAUGUCUGUAGGUGAGCGAGCUAAAUUGGUUUGUUCCCCAGACUAUGCCUAUGGGUCUAGAGGGCACCCAGGCAUUAUUCCACCAAACGCUACCCUAAUAUUUGAUGUCGAGCUAAUACGUGUUGAAUAAUUGUUAUGAACAAGUACUAUGCACUACGGAAAUACUCAAAUGAAACUCAAUUUUUGUUACUAGAGAUUUUGGUUUGGCAGUAAUAAUUUUUAUAUCUCGACGCUUCCAAACAAUAACCCAGUAAUCGAUAAAUCAAAAUUUUACAGGAGAAAAGAUUUACUGAUUUUAUCAAAUACCUUUUCAACGAGUGGGACUAUUGAAGUCAUUGAUGUGUUAAAUGAAAGCUAUUUUUUUGCGGAAUAUACCUGUGCCAUUAAAAUGACAUUCCUUUUAUUAAAUACCUAGUAAUUUAGGAAAAUAAAUAAUACCUAAAAUUUUAUACAUAAAAUAUUAUGGUAAUAGUACUUACGGGAUUAUUGCAGUAAAUUUAUCAAAUGAAAUAUUUCAUAACAUUAUAUUAUGGACUUCUACGGGGUUUUUUUUUAUCGUGGGGCUGAUACAUAACGUGUUUUUACGGAGUUAUUGUGGUAAUUUAAAAUAUUAUUUAAAUUACCACAAUAACUUUGGCUCAUUAAUGUACGUAAUAUAAAAUAUUACGUACAUUAAUGAGCCAAUACCAAUCUUCAAUAACAUUGUUAGUGUGUAUUACGGAAUACGUAUUUUACAAUGAAUUCAACAAAAACCCCGUACACACGUACAACCUAAAUCUUCAUGAAAAUUAUUUACGGCAAUAACCCGGUAAUCGCAACUUACCAAAAUAAAAUAUAAAUUGUUUUUUCGUACAGAUGUAUAACAUGUUUUUUGCCGAGAUAUUAUUGUGUAUUAAUUCCCAACAAUAAACAUGUGCGUCAUGAUAUCUUUGUAACUAUUAUUAGGAAAAAUCUGAGAAAAAUUGUCAAGGUGUAUUCAAGUCCAUACGCGCCGAAAUUGACAUAACAGCAUAAACCCGAUAAUAGCACAUUACCGAGUUCUUGGUUGGGAGCGUCGAAUUCUAGACUUUGUGGUUUGGUACAGAUAUUAAAGUUUAAAGUCUGUUAAUUUUACAACCUCAAUCGGAGUCUAUAUUUGUUUUAUUAAUUUUUAAAUAUAAAACUGAUAAAUAUUUGUAACUUUAAAGUUUCAUAUACAUAAAAUUGACAAUGGAAACAUGAAGUAAUAUUUGAGUAUUUCACACACGAAAUAAAUGUUAAUAAUUAUUGUCAUUAAAUGUUUAUAAUAUAAUUAUUUAAAACAGCAUUAGGUUUGUGACUUACAUGUGAUGUUAUUGAAUACUCCGCUUUAAGUGUAGUUUGCUAGAGUUCAUUUUAUAACAGGAAACAUGAUCAUGGAUAAGAAGACUUGUAUUAAUUAAGGAUUGUAUUGGCAUAAUGAUGGUGAAUAGAAAGUCAUGUAAACUGUUUUCAAGUUGAUGAUAAUCGGUCAUGCAAAAAUGAGUCUUGUGAAAAUCUAUGAGAAAGACCAUGUAUGUGAAUUAGCACAUAUUUUCAUAUUUUGAUGGACAAGUACUGAUGGAUUAUAAUUGUAACAUACUAUAGUGUUCAAAUGCUCUAAAAUCUUAAAAUACAUAAUGAGAAAUAAUAGGUAUUUAAAACUCUAAAUUAAAUAUUAUUUUGGUGUUCAGUAAAUACGGUAGAUAAUAUGAAAUGAAGGCGAUUAAAUUGAUAAGAAUUCCAAAUUACAGAUUUUGCAAAUGAAAACAGGUUGACUCUGAAUUAAACAAUAAUUGGGAGUUGUAUAAUAAUCUAAUUAUGAAUAUAAGUGGUAACCAUAGUAAGGAGAACAGCUAAUUAGACCUCUUUAGUAGAUAAAGAGUAUAAGCUUUGACCAUGUUUGCUGUGAUGGUGUUAAAUUCACAAACAUUUUGUAUUGUAAUGAUUAAAAAUAAAUGGAAUUUUUUGAUAUAAGUACAGAUGCCAGCUGAUAACAGACCUCAAAAUGCUUUCUACCUCUCUCUAGAAACAUCCUAUGAGGUACAAUAAAAAAACUUGUUCAUUGUUGUCUUAUUUAGAUCUAUGAUUAGGCAAACCACUGGUUAAUGGAUUUUCAAUGUAAUUUCAGUAGUAUAUGGUUGAAAGAUGUUUAAAGAAUUUUGAGUGUCCGGUAGCUUUUUAGACUGGUAUCUGUACUUGUAAUAUUGUUGUAACUACUUGUACCUAAUUGUAAUUUUUUUGUGCUUAGCUUUCUAAUAGUGUUGCUAGUGGUUUAAUUUGACGAAUAGAUCAUAGUAGUAUGCCAUAAAAACUUCUUAGAUGAUAAAAUGAGCUUUGAUCUUUUUUGUAGUCUGUGCAUAAGUGUAAUCUUUCCUAUGCUCUAUAAUUUUACUUGAAUGAGCUUGUUAGCACAAAGUAUAGGAAUUGUAUAUAAUUUUAAAAAUUAUUUCAUCCAGUGUCUGCUUUGCUGAAAUUGUUAUCUUAAUUUUAUUAAUCAUUAUUGUAUUAUGUAAUAAAAGAUUUUAUUUAA
Messenger RNA from Spodoptera litura, 2839 nucleotides. RefSeq names its product peptidyl-prolyl cis-trans isomerase Fkbp12. Lineage: Eukaryota; Metazoa; Arthropoda; Insecta; Lepidoptera; Noctuidae. Gene Ontology annotation, molecular function: peptidyl-prolyl cis-trans isomerase activity. Gene Ontology annotation, cellular component: cytoplasm; sarcoplasmic reticulum membrane. Gene Ontology annotation, biological process: protein peptidyl-prolyl isomerization. The record is from RefSeq and is a predicted model, not a curated record.